AUGUCGAUGACACCGCAGGUCAAAGAGGCUGAUGAACAAACGGCAAAUCAGGUACAGAAACAUUUCCGACUGAUGGCAGGGGUGGGUCGUUCUAAAGCAGACUUCCCAAAGUCCCCAACUCUCUCAGACCUCGAAAACAUGCCACAGCUCACCGUGGAUUACGAGACCGCACCACUUGGAGAGGCUGUUCCCAACCUCAUCAGACAUGACCAACUCCAACCAACUUGGAAACCUGAAGAUAUGGAACAUACAGCAUCGGGUAUGUUACAAUACUGUCGACGUAGACUUCAGCAAUACGGCAUUCCUUACGUUGGUUUGAGCACGGCUCGAGGAGAUGCUAAAGCAGAGGACUGGAAUCGACGGGUUCUUGCAUUCUGCACGGAUACAUUCAACAGAGCAUACGCAUGUCAAGAGUAUCAUGUCGUGGACCAUCACCCACAGCGUAUCAUGAAACUAAUGCAGGCACAUAUUGAUUACCGCCUGAAGCAUAUGAGAAGAUAUAACAAUAAUGAAGCCAUCCUUCAGAGGGACCAAAAACGAGACCGUCAACAACAAAGACGAUUACGACUUGCGAAACGUAGAAAAGAGAUGUGCGAACUUGAAGGCAGUUCGCCUUUUGCAAGAUUCGGUGACCUUUUUGAAGAUGAACGACUGUGCUCAUCAGAAGAGUCUGACGAAGAAGUGAUGAACGAAGACCGAGUGAGACACACCCCUGUCUGGCGUAGCUCUCUGGCUACAUCCCUUGUGGAAAAUAUCGAUCAAGAAUAUCAUAAGAUGAGGCAAGGCGAGUUCCCGAAGCGAUCUGGACGGAAACCCGCGAAGCGUGUUCUCUCAAACUACCGACCAGAGGGAGGCAAGUUACGAUGGCCCGCAGCCUUGCCUAAAGAUUGCUACAGUGACGUGUGGCUGCGCUCGCUUGACAGGAAAGAUUUGGAAAGUCUUGAAAUGAAGGAAGACAUUUUGGGGAAUUCUUUUCUGACCCUCUCAUGA
Molecule: messenger RNA, 990 nt
Organism: Melampsora larici-populina 98AG31
Lineage: Eukaryota; Fungi; Basidiomycota; Pucciniomycetes; Pucciniales; Melampsoraceae
Exons: 3
Coding region: 1-990 (329 amino acids)
Source: RefSeq, a predicted model, not a curated record